CGAGUACUCACUGGGUUUUUACAGAGUAACUGAGUAUUGGCCUCACUCACCGAGUCGAGUGAAAGGUUCAGCUACUCACCCAGCUGAGUAACCCACUGAGUGAGUGAGCCGAGUAUUGGGCGAGUAGUGCGCAGCCUAGUCAUACGACACAAGCAAAGCCAUGAAGACGGUCUCGGAGAUCCAAGCACCGGCCACCACCGCUGCAUCACAGGCUUCGGCUCCAACUCCAACUCCAGGUCCAGUCGGCAAUGCUAAGACCACCGGCUCGCCAUCAAAGCUGACAAUGUCAUCGCCAUCGCAGUCCAUCGAACACGGAGCAAUCCACCGCCGACUCGCCCUCACAAUUGACGACCAACCCAACAUCGAGCACGGAUAAACCCAGCACACCUUCGAAGGGAAGCUCAGCAAGUGACUCCGGCGCCACAACAGCCCCCGUAGCAACCACAUCGUCAAGCCCCAAUAACACAGGCGCCAUAGUCGGCGGCGUCGUCGGCGGCAUCGCCGUUAUCUGCAUCAUCGUCUUUGGCCUCCUCUUCCUGCGAAGACAAAAGCGCAACCGCAAGCUCCCGUUACCAAUAACGAAUCGUCGAUUUGUAAUUUCUACUUCUUCAACGCCCAUAAGAGACGGGAACAGGAGGUGGCUUCCGGGCCUGUCUAUGAGAAGGAGGGCAGUGGUAUGGCUCGCGAGUUGGAGGCGAAUGCGGCUGGUGGGAAGGGAAAUCACGCGGUGCCUUAUGAUCCUGUUGAGUUGCCAGUCGGCUCGAAUUAAUACCCAUGAUAAGUUUCGGAUGGGAAGGGAGUUGGAGGUGACUUGGGACGGUUGUAAUGGAUUUAUUUAACGAUAUAACAUGACCCGUAAGGUAUAAAUUGAUAGCCAUGGCCAUAUACAUAUAUAAUUGCAUCACCUCUCAUUUUCACCUCUGUGCAUGAGUGUAGUAUUCCAAACCCCUGCUUAACACAGCGCUCAAAGCAAAAUUUCUAUAGUUAUCAUCAAUCCAGAC
Molecule: messenger RNA, 1001 nt
Organism: Pseudogymnoascus destructans
Lineage: Eukaryota; Fungi; Ascomycota; Leotiomycetes; Thelebolales; Thelebolaceae
Exons: 2
Coding region: 161-376 (71 amino acids)
Source: RefSeq, a predicted model, not a curated record